Molecule: messenger RNA, 561 nt
Organism: Mycetomoellerius zeteki
Lineage: Eukaryota; Metazoa; Arthropoda; Insecta; Hymenoptera; Formicidae
Exons: 1
Coding region: 1-561 (186 amino acids)
Source: RefSeq, a predicted model, not a curated record
AUGAACACAAGAACAUCAGAAGAGCGUGCAUGCGAAAACCACUUCAACGAAACUUACAAGAGAGAUCCGGACGGUAGAUUCAUCAUAACGUUACCAAUCAAGACGGACGUUCUCAACAAUUUGGGGCAUUCAAGAGAUAUCGCGACACAACGAUUGCACAGCUUGGAAAGAAGACUAGAACGAAAGUCUCAAUGCAGACUUGAAUACAAUAAGUUUAUGCGCGAAUAUCAAGAAUUAGGACAUAUGCGCAAGCUUAAAGAGCCUGUCAAUGAGGAGAUAACUCACUUCUACAUGCCACGUCAUUGUGUCAUCAAACAUAGCAGUACAAAAUUGAGAGUAGUCUUCGACGCUUCGAGCAAGACUACAAGCAGCAUUUCACUGAAUAAUGCACUUAUGGUAGGUCCAGUACUACAGCAGGAUGGUCUGUCAAUGUUGCUACUCUUUCGAACAUACGAUUACGUGUUGACGGGAGAUUUUAAAAAGAUGUAUAGACAAAUUCGCAACAUGGAAGAACAAACUACAAAGGAUCUUAUGGAGAGAAAACACAUCAGACAACAUUGA